Colletotrichum paranaense is the source of this 1275-nucleotide messenger RNA. RefSeq names its product HET domain-containing protein. The coding region runs from base 1 to 1275 and encodes 424 amino acids. The transcript has 5 exons. The record is from RefSeq and is a predicted model, not a curated record. NCBI's taxonomy places the organism in Eukaryota, Fungi, Ascomycota, Sordariomycetes, Glomerellales, Glomerellaceae.
AUGAAGCUUCUUAACUGCUCCACCCUUCGCAUCGAGGAUAUGCAUCCGGCAAGAAAGCAGAAACUCGAAGAGCAGGGGGUUUCAACAGCCUACGCUAUCCUUUCUCAUAGAUGGGAGAGCGAUGAGGAUGAGGUCACCUUCGAAGACAUAGCCAGUGCCGACAUGAGGACCAAAAACUUGCUUGGAUGGUCGAAGAUCGAGAAAACUUGCACCGAGGCACUCAGGAUCGGGAUCGCAUACGCUUGGAUAGACACUUGCUGUGUCGAUAAGCGAAACCUCACCGAGCUUACUGAAGCCAUCAACUCAAUGUUCAAGUGGUAUGCAGAGGCGGAAAUUUGCUUCGCGUACCUCUCGGAUGUCGAUUCAGGGGGCGAUUUAACGAAAUCCGUGUGGUUCACGAGAGGUUGGAUCCUGCAGGAGCUCAUCGCUCCGGGCAGAAUGGAAUUUUACGACAAGCAUUGGAGUACGAUUGGUAGCCGAGUAGACCUUUCACAACAAAUACAACUACGAACAUCCAUCAACGCUGAAAUCUUGAGACAUGACUCAUCAACACGCCGAAGCAUUCAAAGCCUUCUGGCUGGUAUUCCGGUCGGCCGGCGCAUGUCCUGGGCCGCCGAUCGUCGAGCAAAGAAAGAGGAAGACCGUGCCUAUUCACUCUUGGGUAUCUUUGGCGUCAGUAUGCCUUUGCUCUACGGGGAAGGCGACCGAGGCUUCCUCCGAUUACAGGAAGAAAUCAUCAAGGAGACCAACGACAUGUCACUGUUCGCUUGGUGCGACUCCACCGUCACUUCUCCAGAUGGCUCGGCAGAGUUUCGCGGCAUCCUCACCACUACUCCGGAUCAUCUCCGCGAUUGUCGCGAUCUAACAUCCCUAAGCGAUCUAAGACGUGGCCCAGAGUUUUCCAUGACGAACAUGGGUCGGCCACUCGAAAAGAAGAUUCUUUUCAUCUCUAAGCAGUUUACUGCAGAUUUGUUGGAGGAAACUGUGCGGAUUCCGGGCCGGGACUUCAGGUUUUCCUUCGACACCGAGAAACCGAAGUUGAUAGUGCGCGUCAUCUCUCAAGCAGCCAGCAGAGCCUACUGGGACCCUGAUACAUACAGAUUUGUGAGUCGACGCCUAUGGGAGUUCGAAGGGUCAGAAGGUCGUAGUCGUCUGCGGAUUCGACACACACAACGUGGCGGACGAGACUGGAUGGUAUUCCAGUCACAAGACCUCAUUUCUUUAGUACCAGCCAAGGAUUCGGAUGCCACACGAAGUGACCCAGGGCGCAUGUGA